GCAUUCCCGGAACUUUUUUCUUGGAAAUUCCAUUCGUCUCGGGCGCCUGUACGCAUGAAUGGAAUACAUAGGGAGGACCUGUCUCGUUCUCUCUCGCUCUCCGUCUCUCUCCCGAGGUUUCGGCGUCGUGAUUGCUACGGCACAAUCGUGGGGUUUAUGGGUCGGGAUGCAGAUGGGAGGACUCAGUUCCGCCCGUGGGUUCGGCGGCAGAGGAGGGAGGGUCACCGUCCUGUACGUAUGAAACGCCUCUAGGUUGGUUUGGUUUGGCUCGCGGUUUUUGGUUGAUGAUGUGCGUGUUCGCCCGCCCACCUGCACU
Molecule: messenger RNA, 316 nt
Organism: Dissoconium aciculare CBS 342.82
Lineage: Eukaryota; Fungi; Ascomycota; Dothideomycetes; Mycosphaerellales; Dissoconiaceae
Exons: 1
Coding region: 59-241 (60 amino acids)
Source: RefSeq, a predicted model, not a curated record